CCACGCCUACACUCCUGCUCGGUGCCGGAGGUCAGCUGAUCAGCUGCUCCUGGAGGUACCGAGGUCCAAACAGAAGCUCAGAGGGGAAAGAGCUUUUUCUGUUGCUGCCCUGAAUUUAUGGAAUUAGCUACCAUAGCAUGUCAGACAAGAACCUGCACUGUCCGUUUUUGAAACUAACCUUAAAACCUGUUUUUAUUUCUUGUUUUUUUUUUUUUUUUAACUCAGCUUGAAAAUCUUCUUCCGUUUCAUUUGUUGCUAUUUUAUUCAUUUUUCAAAUGUUUUCUCCUGAUUACACCUCACUUUUUUAGAUUCUUGUGUCUAUUUUAGUGUUUAUUUUACGGAAAUUAUCUUUCACUUGGUGAUACAAGCACCACAUUAUUCACUAGAAAAUAGAAAAAAAAGCCACCGUUUUUCAAGAUGGAUGCCAUUCUAAUUAGUUUUUACGGUGUUUGAGCUAUAUUUACUUGAAUCUCUACAUCAAAAUAUAGAUUUUUCAGUAUGUGAAAUCCAACUCUGCAUUUGAAAAAUCAAAAUGAUUGAAUAUUUUGAUAUGUGACAGGCUACUGCCUGUUUGUGAGUUCAGCCACAGUAUGAACCAAAAAGCACACCACCUGGGGAGCCUCCCCAGCCUCCCUCAGGCAGCAACUAAAUGUACAAAAAUUCCUGCAGACCACAGCUGCACCCCAUGCUGAAUCUCACAGCAUUACUGUCAUCAGUGUGCUCUGCUUGUGCUUUCACGUCAUUCUUAUGAAAUAAUUCAAACCAACAGUCUGACCACAACAUUUUGAUGAAUGAUCAUGGAUUUUGCCCUUUAACUUCAAACAUUAAUUGUGAUCAGACAGCUUCAGAAAAGGCUAGUUUUGACUCUCCCAAUAACUUUCAUCUUGAAAAUGGGCAGCCAUAUUGGAAUUCAGUUGACAACAUUUAGUUUGUCCUGUCAGAAUGCAUUCAUUUUGCUGUUUGGGUCAUUAAUACAUUUCUGUUGAUUCAAGUCCUGCUUUGAAAGCUAAUUUUUUGCAUUUAAGGAGGCAGCCAUAUUGACAACUGAAAGCCAUCGUGGAUUUUUAGCUUAAUAAUGUACUAUGGCGAGCGGCGAGAACAAAGGAGGACUCAGAGUCUGCUCUUUAGUUUCACAAGCAGCAGGUUUAUUGUGACAACAACCAACCUGCGCAAUAAGCACCCUUCCUGGCGGCGCACAGGCCGGGUCCCUCCCCAAACGACCCCCCUGGCACACGGUGCAACACAACAGAAAAUAAAAGAACACAAAACGGUGGCGAACGGCACACAACAACAAUCAAAACACAAUCACAAUAAAAGGAAACACGAACAAACCCCCAAAGAACACAUAAACUGGCCCAAAACUGCCCGAACAGUCCCACUACCCAUAAGGCCUAGCGGCCCGGCUCAGUCAAUGGGGACAGCGGCCCCCCCAUGGCCGCUACAUAGCCCCCUCCCCAGGGGGUUAAACGUCCUCGUACCCCCUGAGCCAAGAACAAUAAAUGUCCAGGUGGCCGGGCAGCUGACGGCGACGGGUCGAGUGACGCAAACCCUCCGGCGCUGGUCCUGGCCAAGGGUCUGCGCCAACAGUCUCGGGUCUUUCAAUGCUGGCCUCUCCCCCCCCGGACGGCUCCAAAGGCCAGUACGGGGAGCGCCGGUCCCGAUGCAGCACCACCGGGUGCCUGCGGUCAGGCAUCCUGACCCGGUAGACCACAUCGGAAAGCCUCUCCAACACCACGGCUGGUCCGAGCCAGUGGGUGGAGAGUUUUGGGGAGAGUCCUUUUUUCCGAGUGGGGCAGUAUACCCACACCCGUUGUCCCUGGGUGAGGGGCUGCCCCCGACAUUGGGUGUCAUACGCACGCUUCUGCCGGAGCCCUGCAUCCUCCUGGGCUUGCCGGGCAAAAGCGUGCGCCACACGCAGGCGCUCUUUCAGGCGCUGGAAGUAGUCCAGCUCGGGACCUGCAGCAAGCUCUGGUUCCGGUGGUGGCCCAAAGGCUAAGUCCACGGGGGUCCGCAGUUCCCGACCGAAAAGCAGGGCGGCCGGCGUGCACUUGGAGGAGUCCUGUACCGCGGAUCGGUACGACCUCAGGACCAGGGGCAGAUGGCGGUCCCAGUCUCGUUGGUGGCGGCUGGUGAGCAUGGCGAGUUGUGUGGCCAAGGUGCGAUUGGCACUACCCAUAAGGCCUAGCGGCCCGGCUCAGUCAAUGGGGACAGCGGCCCCCCCACGGCCGCUGCAGUACUUUUCCAAAAAAGUACAUCCUGAGCAUCAUUUCUGCCAAAUUUGGUGCUUUUAUCAAAACGUGAAAGAUUCUUAAGUAAUAUUGUCAUAAUCUUCAUCAAUAAUUUAUGUCGAGUAAUUUGGUUCAGCUUGAGAAAUAAAGUUUAUUCAUUGUGAGCUGAGUUUCAUUUCACUUUGCUUGAUAUUUUUCUUUG
Molecule: messenger RNA, 2430 nt
Organism: Salarias fasciatus (jewelled blenny)
Lineage: Eukaryota; Metazoa; Chordata; Actinopteri; Blenniiformes; Blenniidae
Exons: 2
Coding region: 1076-1996 (306 amino acids)
Source: RefSeq, a predicted model, not a curated record